Oreochromis aureus is the source of this 4938-nucleotide messenger RNA. It is a transcript of the gene wasf3b, whose product is annotated as WASP family member 3b. The transcript has 9 exons. Bases 143 to 1612 code for a protein of 489 amino acids. Gene Ontology annotation, cellular component: cytoskeleton. Gene Ontology annotation, molecular function: protein kinase A regulatory subunit binding; Arp2/3 complex binding; actin binding. Lineage: Eukaryota; Metazoa; Chordata; Actinopteri; Cichliformes; Cichlidae. Gene Ontology annotation, biological process: positive regulation of Arp2/3 complex-mediated actin nucleation; actin cytoskeleton organization. The record is from RefSeq and is a predicted model, not a curated record.
CAAAGGAUUUUCCCCGGAGUGGCCAGACGGGCUGGGGGACACAGGAUGGCAGAGCUAAUAGGAGUAUCUAACGGGACAUGCGGACGGGCUGAUUUCUUCUAAUAUUUCAAGUGCUGUCUGCGUGCCGGCGUGAAGCCUCACCAUGCCGCUGGUGAAGAGAAACAUCGAGCCGCGCCACCUCUGCCGAGGGGCGCUCCCCGAGGGCAUCGGCAGCGAGCUGGAGUGUGUGAUGAACAACACGCUUUCCGCCAUCAUCCGUCAGCUCAGCAGCCUGAGCAAACAUGCGGAGGACAUAUUUGGCGAGCUGUUUAAUGAGGCCAACACCUUCUACCUGCGUGCCAACUCUCUCCAGGAUCGCAUUGACCGGCUGGCUGUCAAGGUCACACAGCUGGACUCCACUGUGGAGGAAGUUUCCUUGCAAGAUAUCAACAUGAGGAAGGCCUUCAAGAGCUCCACCACUCAGGACCAGCAGGUGGUGUCCAAGAGCAGCGUUCCCACUCCGGUCAAAGAGAUGUACAACCUGAGCGACAAGCCUCCACCUCUCAACAUACUAUCACCUUACAGGGAUGACCACAAGGAGGCGCUUAAGUUCUACACAGACCCCUCCUACUUCUUUGACCUGUGGAAAGAAAAGAUGCUGCAGGACACGGAGGACAAGAGGAAAGAGAAGAGGAAGCAGAAGGAGCAGAGGCGCUGUGUGGAUGGGACACUACAGAGGGAGGUCAAGAAGGUCCGCAAAGCGAGGAACCGUCGGCAGGAGUGGAAUAUGAUGGCUUUGGAUAAGGAGCUGAGGCCAGAUCAUCGACACACCAUACACCGGGACAGAGGCGCUUCCUCUGAGGGCUCGAUGUCACCAGAGAACAGGGGACACGGGCUGGAUCAGCACCACUACCCCAACAGUAUGAACCAUGCUGGUCACGCCCACACCUACUCCGGCCCUCCACCCAGCGCCCUAGUUGCCCAGAUGGCUGCCGGACACGCACCACGCGGAGGAGGUGAACACGACAACAGAGGCAGGACCAUGAUGGCCUAUCAGGGUGGCACGCUGGGCCGCUCUCACCACCACCACGUCCCACUGCCUCCUCCACCCACUGAGGUUAUGAACGGUGGCUCUAUGUCUCUCCCACCAGUGGACUACAGUAUGGAUGGCUAUGCCAACACUGGUCCUCCUCCCCCUCCUCCUGCUCCUGUCAUCCCUUCUGCUCAGACGGCCUUUGCCUCACCUCCUGGAGGUCCGAUGCCUCCCGGACCAAUGGCCGGUGCUGCCGGAUAUGCUCCGCCUCCACCACCUGUAUCUGGAGCCCAGGCUGCUCCACCUCCUCCCGGUCCUCCACCUCCUCCACUUCCAGCUGGUGCCUCCCACUCCACAACGCACAAGAUGUCCUCCGUCGCAUCCGCUGAGACCACAGCGGUCAACGACGCCCGCAGCGAUCUGCUGGCUGCGAUACGUAUGGGCAUCCAGCUGAAGAAAGUACAGGAGCAGCAGGAGCAGCAGGCUAAGAGAGAGCCGGUUGGAAAUGACGUGGCCACCAUCCUGUCGCGACGCAUCGCUGUGGAAUACUCCGACUCGGAGGAUGACUCCGAGUUGGAGGAGAAUGAUUGGUCAGAUUAACACAAAGGCGUAAACACACACACUAAAAGACACGCAGUCGAUCGCUCUCACGCUCACCUGAAAAACGCCCACUUUUCCACAUUCACAGGUCGUCACAGACUUAGUUGCUGGAAACACACACCUUACACGUACACACAGUCACAUGCUGUGGGUUGAUAUAAGCUGAAUGGUCCAAGACUGGAAAUCUGGAGUUGUAUUUGGGAUGCAUAAACACUGUAAAGAGACAAAUAUAAUGUAAUGCUGACCACCCUGUGAAACACUAACACUGAGAACUGAUGACUACAUUUCAAAGCAUUGUGAAUACACCCCAGUGGAUGUUCCUCUACUGUUAUUACACUAUAGACACCCUGUGAAGGUGCUUAUUUUCAACACAUUCUCAUCCCAGGGCGUCAAAUACAGGCAUCCUGUCAGAUAUCACCGUGUCACACAGAUGAUGCAUGCAAAUUGGCCUUUGGCAUCCUAUCUGUGGCAAUAUCACAGGCCAAGAGAUACCCGUCCUCUAUUUUGCAGCAUUUUUGAUGACAGGAAGACAGAUAGAUAAAAGAUGCUGGAGUAAGGCCUCAGCCACGGUACAUGGCACCCACACACUCCUAACUAAAAUGUGUGCUGUACUUUCUGCAAGUCUGCUAGCGUCUGAGUGAUGUCAGUUGUCACUUUUAAAAGAAGAUGGAUGGAGACUCCCAGCUGUUAACCCCUGUUGGGGUUGUCACCGUGAAGGUGGUGCUGAGGGUAUUUAACCUACUUUUAAUCAUGCAAGUUACUUUAGACAAGGUGUGAAAAAACGUGUGGGUCAUUACCACAUGGGCUGAAGUCUGUGCCUCAGGCGGCAGAUGUCAAAGAAAUAUAACAGGAAUGUUUACCCUGCUGUCGUGUCCGUAUCUGCAGCCGAGUGUAAUGGAGGCUUAGGCGUUUUAUACUUGAGCGGGGGCAGCGCGAAAGCAGUCCGGACUGCCCGUCUGCCUGCAGAGAGUGUUUGUUGUCAGAUGGAGGCAGUGUACAGAAGUAUGUGGUACAACCGGUCUGUGGGCCACACACAUACGUAUAACUUCUAACAGACAAAGAGCUGAAGAGGAACCAAUUGUCAAAAACAAUGAGCUCCAGCGUAUGUUUUGUGCUCUUGAAGUUUUGAUCUUUAAUGUUAAUUUCAUGCUUUUCUUGUUCCCAAUGAACUCCACUGUCACUCACUUCCCUAAUCCAGCCCACUUGUCAAACUUUGUCAUCAGCAUUUGACCUACGCGUGCGUCCAGCAGCGUGCAGUUUGGGAUUUCGGAGGAUUGGACAGGAGCACGUUUUUUAGUACGGUGUCCAAACAGAAACACAUAUGCAGACAGACGCAUUUGCAGGACCAUAAAUUAUGCUUUAAGCUCUGGUCACACCUAUAACAGUCCUCUCUAAAACCCUCAUUAGGGAGAUGGAUGGGUGGCUUUGUGUUCUGUGAUUCUGUCACGUUUCAAUUAAGGUGCUAAAAAGCACUCGAUUAUGUCGAGAUACAGCCCUUCGCAACAUGAAUCCUGCGUGUUGAAAAAUGCCGAUUACGCCGUGUGUUUAAAUGUGCUGCCAAGUGGUCUUUUAUUAGCACCAUGAGAUAGAUCCUCCGUCGCAACACAGAUGCCACCUUGUGCGUGCCUGUGAGGCCCAGCGGCUCAGACAAACAGGAGUGUUUAACGUCCUGGGAGUGAGAACAGGUUGUUAUUUUAUGUAUAGUCAAAGCUUGAGAGUGUUAGAAUUAUUAGAAACUUUCCUCUUGAGCUAACUAAUGUACCUUUUUUUAAAAAACUAUUUUUACUGAAACACUUAUGCUGUAGACCACCGAGCGAGACUUUAAUGUGUAGACAAUAACUGGAAUUUAUGGAGGAGCUGGCUGCAGAACAGAUGACCAGAACGAGCAUCUGAAAUACUUUGGCAAUGGACGGAUGGAUGGAUGAGAGACUUACUGAUGAAGAGUAUGAUAGGCUAUUGAGCCGCCUGCUGUUGCUCACUGCUGUGAGGGAGGGAUAUCGGGAUUGGGGAGGGUGGGGCCAUGUAUAUGCUAGUGUGAGCUGUGUAACCUUUGACCCAGAGAAAAAUAAAAUGAUGAAUGAACAAAAAUUACUGGGUUUCUGUGUCUCUUCCCUGUUGUCAUAGGAACGACAAAUACCUGGCCCUUCAGUUUCCAUGGGAACAGUACAGCUAAGAAGGGAGUUGCCAGGGAAACAGAAGAGUGCAAAAAGGGAGGGGCAAGGAUGAACAAAGGGAGUCCAGGCAGGAGUUUUAUGCACAGCACAUGUUUGGUUUUAAUACAAAAUUAACAAGAUCUCUCAGUUGAGUGAACUAACCAAAGCAAUAAAAAGUACAACUAACACCUUGGAAAAAUAGACAGCACGGUCACACAAAUGUGUUUUUUUUUUUCUUUUUACAAUAUCUCAGUUAAGUUAGUGCAUGUUGAUUAUCGUUUAUAUUUUGCAGAUACUUAAAUUGUUGUGCCAUUUUCAUCCCCCCAAAAAUAAAGUGCAUUUCACAUUAAGAACUACGCAUACGUUUACACAAGAUGCUCUUACCGUUUCUGUGGUGUCGCCCCCAUCUCCAAACCCAACCCUAAAACACACACACACAUACCCACACACGCACACAUUCGCGGACCCUUGAGCAAGGCUGGGCAAUUACCUUUCCUAAGGCAUCACAUGAGAAACUGGGACUGUUGUUGAAGCUCGAAUCAAUUUGCUGAAUUCUGCUCAAAUAAUAUGCUCAAUAAUAUCCUCAUUUAGAUUUGACAGCAUUUCUAGUAGAUAACGGUAGAUGGCGUAAGCAUGAAUUGAGGCUAUGGUCCAGGGAAGGCCACAAAGGGCACUAGCGGUGGCUCCCGAGCCAGGCAGAACCCCAUGUACGAAUGAGCGAUGAAUUAAUUGAAAAAGAGAAGAGAGGUGGGGCGCAGAAAGAAGAACAAACAGCUUGUAGUGUGGGUGGGGGGGAAUUCACAUAUAGAUGGAGAACUCUGAAAUUCAGGUAAAUUAUUUUCAAUUUAUCCUUUGACGUUGACAUGUCCAGGGUGUACCCUGGCAGCAGGGUGGGGCCCUCCACAACAGUCCCAGUUUCUCAGGUUUCCCCUUGGGAGCAUUAAUUGCCCAUCCCUACCCUUGAGUGUUUUGAUAUUUAGCUCUAAAUUAGGUCUUCUCCUGCUUAACUAAGCGCCCAUUACUGGCAACAUUACCCACCAAAAAUAACUGCUGUUUAGUACACAACCUUGAGUACUAUGACACCGUGAAACCUUUGGGUACAUUAACAGGUGCGUCUACAGGUAAGUAUUACAUCCAACUUCACAGUCGUUUGCCUUUCUUGGAUACAAAGCC